Pseudomyrmex gracilis is the source of this 4504-nucleotide messenger RNA. RefSeq names its product probable phospholipid-transporting ATPase IF. NCBI's taxonomy places the organism in Eukaryota, Metazoa, Arthropoda, Insecta, Hymenoptera, Formicidae. The transcript is spliced from 19 exons. Gene Ontology annotation, cellular component: endoplasmic reticulum; plasma membrane; trans-Golgi network. Gene Ontology annotation, biological process: phospholipid translocation. Gene Ontology annotation, molecular function: ATP hydrolysis activity; magnesium ion binding; ATPase-coupled intramembrane lipid carrier activity. The record is from RefSeq and is a predicted model, not a curated record. Bases 878 to 4282 code for a protein of 1134 amino acids.
UUUUUUUACGUAAGUUCUCAUCAUCAGCUGGUUUUUGUAAACCAGUCCUUUCAAGUUUACUGCUAUCUUAUCUCUGAAACGUUUAUAUAGAAUGUUUAUUGAAACUCUUCGUGGAUAACAGAUUUUCUAUAUCUAAGAUUGCUUCAUGCUUCAGAGAAAUAAUAUAUAUUUCUUAUAAAUUUUUUUUUUAUCUUCGUUCUUCAAAACAAUAUAUAUAUAUAACAAUAAGAUGUAAGUUAUUAUUUGCAACAAUACAAAGUUAUUAAUAAAAUCUGUACGAAGAGAAAGGCACCACAAGUCUCGCUUCUACUCGCAAUCACUAAAAGACUUUACGUAAUGCGUACACGCGUUGACUUCCUCUCAAUUCCACUCAAACGUGACCAAUAAUCGUCAAUAAUUCUAUGAGCAAUUGAAGACUGUUGCUAUCCGAUUGAAUAAGAAACGUAAACUAGUGGUACCAGUCGAGUUUACGUCAUUCGACGCAAUAAAAACGACGACCGCCAUUUAUCAGCGCCACACCUAUAAUCUACAGAUCAAUUUUGCAAAUUUAUGCGUAAAACGUAAUCGUAUUUCCCGGCCUGACUGAAAGUCGAAACAAAAAUCUGUUGGAACAACGCGAAGAAUAUCAUUAUAAAAACGAAGACAGUAAUGUUAUUGUUCAACUACAGCCGACGCUGUAGAAGGAAAUAAUCGCAAUCCUAGUUAACAAUCGCAACCUUUAUUCGAGGUGUAAAUUCUUUUUGCAUGUGCGCACUGCGAUGGUCAUUAUCACCUCCCGGCUCAGUCGUUUCUAUCUUUAGUCCCGUGUCGUGUGUUCUCGUAACUCUCGCGCUUCGAAAACUUCCGCAACUUCCGUGACGAAAAGACCGAAAAUGUAAUGUGGAGUUGUUUGAGCAAAAGAAUUCUUCCGUGCGCAACGCGAGAAGACACCGAAUACUUGUGUCUGUUGGGUGCUACAACUUCACGUGAUAGCAAUUACAGAAUCGUGAAAAUUAAGCCUGAAAAUAAUCCAUCGGAAACAUCGUUCGGUAGCAAUCGAAUCAUAUCGCAUAAGUACACAUUAUGGAAUUUUAUUCCAAAGAACCUUUUCGAGCAGUUCCGGCGAAUAGCAAAUUUUUAUUUUCUGCUGACAUCAAUAGUCGCAUUAUCGAUAGAGUCGCCCAUUUCGCCUGUAACUAGCGUCUUGCCCUUAUCGUUCGUAAUCGUGGUAACCGCGUGUAAAAACGGAUACGAGGAUUAUCUACGCUACAAAACGGAUCAACGAGAUAAUCGGAGAUAUGUCACCGUCAUCCGCAAUAAAUGUGCACAGAAAAUAUAUUGCGAACAAAUAGUGGUAGGUGAUCUCGUAAAAGUUCGUCGAGAAGAAGAUGUGCCAUGUGAUAUAGUUCUUCUUUAUAGCGAAUCUCCAGGAUGUUGUUACGUCACGACAUCCAAUCUCGAUGGUGAAACAAACUUAAAGACGUUACUCGUUCCAAAAAUAGUCUCGAACAUGUCGCUUGAAAAUAUCGUAGCUAUGAAAGCGAAGAUUACAUGCGAAAACCCGAAGCCCAAUCUUUACGACUUCCACGGCAAACUUGAGAUUAAAAAUAGCGGCGAAGCAAUAAGCGGACACUUAACGAUAGAGAAUCUGUUGCUUCGGGGCUCGAGACUGAAAGACACCGAGCACGUGGUCGGUUGCGUAAUCUACACCGGUCAAGACACAAAGCUGUCGCUCAAUUCGAAGAUAGUCAGCAAUAAAUUCUCUAUUGCAGAGAAAUCUAUCAAUAAGUAUCUUAUUGUGUACAUGGCGAUACUGUUUUUUGAAGUGAUCAUAUCCUCUUUGUUGAAGCUGUACUUCGAUUUACUCAAUAUGUGGGGCAGUUAUCUUGGUCCGCGACCUAAAAUCAGCAUGUUUUCGUUCUUUAGUGAUUGUCUAAGUUUUUGUAUCCUGUUUAAUUAUAUCGUGCCGAUAUCACUGUACGUCACCGUCGAAUUGCAAAAGUUCCUCGGCUCUUUCUUCUUCGGCUGGGACUUGGACAUGUACGACGCGGCCAACGAUCAGCCGGCGCUUGCCAACACGUCGGAUCUGAACGAGGAACUCGGCCAGGUUCAGUAUUUAUUUACCGAUAAGACCGGGACGCUCACUGAAAAUCUGAUGGUGUUCAGGCGGUGCUCGAUCGACGGGACUGUCUACAUGGAAAAAGACUGCGACGGAAAUCUUUACGAACUGCCGUCGAGCGGAAACGAGGAGGAGGCUGUCAAACUGACGUCCUGGCAGAAGGAGAUUUGGCAUUUCUUGAUAAGCAUCUCGUUGUGCCAUGUGGUCCAAAUAGCGCCGCCGAGCCACCGUCCCGAAAUCGUAGCCCUACGCACGUCGUUUCGCGAGAGCUUCAGAUUAAAGAAGAUCACAAGAGUCAACAGUUCGCUGAUGAUGCAUCCGGAUUUACCGGAAUAUCAGGCAGCAUCGGCAGACGAGAAGGCGUUGGUAGAGGCGAGCGCCAGAUGCGGUGUUAUUCUCAAAAAGAAUUCUAGCGAGGAGAUGAAAAUUCAAAUCAACAAGAGCGAGCUGACUUUCAAGAAGUUGGAAAUAUUAGAGUUCAGCUCUGAUCGAAAGAGAAUGUCGGUAAUAGUAAAAGAUUCGGAGGGCGACAUCUGGCUGUAUUGCAAAGGCGCAGAUUCGUCUGUUAUUCCGCUGAUCGUCGAGGGAAAGAUUCAAGAAGCUAAAGCUCAAGUCGCCGACUUCUCUAUGAGAGGUCUGCGAACUCUCGUGGUAGCGUACAAAAAGAUGAACGAGUCCGAGUAUGAAGAACUAUUGCAAAACAUCGAGCAGGCCAGGCAGAUAAUUAGCGCCGAGAGAGCUCAGCACGUGAUGCGUGCUUACAAUCUCAUGGAAAGCGGACUCACUUUGCUCGGAGUAACCGCGGUGGAAGAUCGUCUACAGGAUAACGUACAGGAAACGUUGGAAUGCUUGCGAGUCGCCGGUAUAAAAAUAUGGAUGCUCACCGGGGACAAAGCGGAGACCGCGGAGAACAUCGCGUUUCACUGCGGCCACUUCAAACCGGGUACCGAAGUCCUGAGACUGAUGAACGAAACUUCGGUGCAAUGCUGCUACGCCACACUUAUGUCUUUCGAACGAAAGGUGAAACUGGAACCGUACAAGCAAUACGGACUGAUAAUAGAUGGUACGAGCAUGCACGCGGUGAUAAACGACAAGUGCCGGAACUUAUUCAGAUCCGUCGGAAUAGCUUGCGAAGCGGUCGUUUGUUGCAGACUGACGCCUCUGCAGAAGAGAGAUAUUGUGCGUUUAAUAAAGACAUCCCGGAGUCGUCCGCACACAGCAGCCAUUGGCGACGGCGGUAACGAUGUCUCGAUGAUACAAGAGGCGCACGUAGGUAUCGGAAUAUUGGGAAAAGAGGGUCGCCAGGCGUCGAUAACUGCCGACUUCGCCUUUACAAAAUUUAUGUAUCUGAAGAAAGCGCUGCUGGUGCACGGUCACUGGUAUUAUCUGCGUAUCAGUACACUGAUGCAAUAUUUUUUCUACAAAAACGUCGUGUUCAUAACGCCGCAGAUGUUAUACGGCAUACAAAGUGGUUUCUCCACGCAGGAACUUUACGACGGUGUAUUUCUAAUGUGUUUCAAUUUCGUGUUCACAUCGCUUCCAAUACUGCUCUACGGUCUGUUGGAGCAGAAUUACAGCGCGGGCAAGCUCAUGCGUUAUCCGUACUUGUACAAACUUAACGUAAAUAAUUAUUUAUUGUCAAAGAAGCAGUUCAUGAUGUGGUUUCUGUUAGGACUAUGGCAUACGCUUGUAACGUAUUUUAUGGUAUUUAUCAUGUCGAGUCUUAAUCCAACGUUUUUUUACGACAACACGCCAGUUGGACAAUGGGCAUUUAGCACUUGUAUCUUUCACAUAGUUACUUUACUGGCAAGUGUUCAGAUACUACUGCGUAGUUUAUACUGGACCAUUCCGCUUGUUACGAGCGUAGUGCUAUCGGAAGUAGCAUUUUUCAUAAUAGCUAUUGGUUAUUCGUUCGUACCAAUAAGAUAUGACGGCGAUAUGUUUGGAGUCUUUGAAAGAUUGGCGAUGUCGCCUUCGUUCUGGCUGCUCACUGUAGUCGUCGUUGUUACUUGCUUGAUACCCGAUUAUUUAUUCCUGAUGGUCAAUUCUUACAGACCGAUGAAAAUUCUUCGAAGAAACGAAGAACUUCCACAAAUCGUCAGCGAAGACGGUAGCGAAUCUAGUUCUUCGUAUAAGAGCAUACUUCCGUGGAGAGGUGGCAUGCGGUUGCAGAGAGACGACUAAAAUUUUGUACAAAGGAACCGGCGCUUUCUCGAACUUCGUUGCUGUUGAGUGAAUGAAACCAUCUAUGACGAUUUUUUAUUUACAAUAAAGUAAUGAAAGUAAAUAGACACUUUAUAUUAAACAGAGAAUAUAGAUAUAAAGAAGAGAUAUGUAAUUUAUAUUUUAAAAAUUAUAAAUAAUUUCUUUUGUACGCGUAUUUUCUACAGAAAUAAAACUGCAUUU